ACAGCAGCGCUGGGCGGGUCGUCGACGCGCACUCCUCGCUGCUCCGCCUAUUCCAAGACGCUAGUGGAAGAAAGGUUUUUUGUCGUGGUACAGCAUGAGAAGAAGACAUACCACCUCCAAUUUAUGUAUGUUCUUUUUUUCUUGAACAGUGUGAUGCGCCUAAGCGACGAAAAGUUAUGUAUAUGUGUAUUUUAAAAGCUGCAGUGUCGUAUGAGCCGCCUAAGAGCGCACCCAGGAGCAACACAAAGCGCGUCAAAGAAAUCUGAUUUCACUGGGAGACUUUUGUUUACACAGAAUGGAGCCUGAGCCACGUUUUCCUUAGCACGAGUGGCUAGGACAGUGCUGCAUACUCUUGACAUCUAGCUCACAGCACAACCAUUGGAGAGGGUGCCACAUGCGCAUAUUUAGGCUACUUGCCUGGCUGCCCAAUAGAGUUUUUGAAGAUUUUUUACUUAUUGGGAAAAAACAUAUGUUUGACUCCUGCAUUUUUGACAAAGUCACGUUGCUUGGCAUAGGCUGUAUAGGAAUGGAACAUUAGAAUAGUUAUUCUUGAUACUGGAACGAGUAAACAAGGUUUCCAAAAGUCAACAUGGAGAGCAGCGCGGACGAGAAGGAGAGCAGCCUCCCGAGCUCUGACAGUGACAGGCGCUUCGCCUUAAGUUACAUCGGCUGGACUACGUUGGACAGACGGACAACACUGCCCAUGCUGCCCUGGCUCGUGGCUGAUAUUCGCAGGAAAAGUGAGAAGGGCGACUGUGGGCCUCAAGUUCAGCCUAGGGAUGUCCAGCUGGUCCUCAACCCUCCUUUACUACGUUGUGUCCCCUCUAACAACAGCAACUCUUCCGUAUUCAUCUUUGAGCACAAAGCACAGCUCAUCUCUCGUUUCAUACACAACAGCAAUGAUCUCUCUUAUUUUGCCUAUCUCCUGCGAGGACAGCCUGACAACCCCGAGUCAGAGAUGUCCUGUCACGUCUUUAAGGCCUACGACCCCAACCAGGUUCCUGAAGUUAUCAGCAGGAUUCGACAAGCAUCCAAAUCCGUCCUUAAGGAAGAAACUAAUCCAAAACAGGAAACUGAAGAAGCGUUCUACAAUUCCCAAAAGUUUGAAGUGCUUUAUUGUGGCAAGGUAACAAUUGGUCAUAAAAAAGCUCCAUCUACCCUUAUUGAUGAUUGCAUUGACAAGUUUCGCCAGCAUGAGGUUGAACGUAAACGACUUCGGCUACUUAAUGGUCAGCGUGGGUCAACAGAUAACACAACAGUGGAGUUUUUCAUGGGCGCUGAGUCAGACCCUCUGUCCGCUGUUUUAAAUCCAAACACAGAAAACACCAAAGUGCCUGCAGUGGAUGACAUACCAUUAGGAGGAACAGGUAAAGCCGUAUCUAGCAGUGCUAGUCAAAGCAGUCUGCGUGGUACUUUCCCAGAGUGUAUCCUGGAGGACUCUGGUUUUGAGGAGCCUCAGGAGUUCCGUACUCGGUGCAGUAGCCUCGCAGGGAACCUACAGAGAAAACCUGGAGAAAAUGUCAUUCUAGCCCCCACACGGCGCCGCCAUGCUAGUGCUCCAAAUAACGUUCAGCCUUCUGACGCGGACAAAAAUCGCACCAUGCUUUUCCAGGUUGGGCGUUUUGAAAUAAACCUUAUAAGUCCGGAUAGUAAGACAGUGGUGCUAGAGAAGAACUUCAAAGAUAUCUCAUCGUGCUGUCAGGGUAUAAAGCAAACUGAUCAUUUUGGAUUUAUUUGCCGGGACCAGUGUGAAGGUGGUCCUAGUCAGUAUACCUGCUAUGUGUUCCAGUGUGCCAGUGAGUCUCUGGUGGAUGAGGUGAUGAUGACACUGAAGCAGGCUUUUAGUACAGCUGCUGCCCUACAAAGCAAUAAGACCCCGAUCCAGCUGUGUGAAGCAUGCCCCAUGCAUGACCUACACAAGCUCUGUGAGAGGAUUGAAGGUCUCUACCCACCUAGAGCAAAGCUAGCUAUCCAAAAAUAUCUUUCCCAGCUCAAUGACAAUGAGCAAGCUGAGAUUUUUGAGCGAGUCCAGAGGCAGAAGCCAUCUUCAGAUCAAGAGGAAAAUGAGCUGGUAAUUAUCCAGCUAAGACAACUGUGUGAAUUAAAGCAAAAAACCCACUCACACCUCGGAGAUGCUCCUCAGAAUGCAGCCAGUAGCUCACAAGCUGGAGAUGGAGCAACCAGUGGCAGUCGUUUCAAACUCGACGUUCUCAAGAAUAAGGCUCGCUCUUCCCUCACCAGUUCACUGGAGAACAUCUUUGCACGGGGUGCCAGUCGGAUGCGGGGUCGUUUAGGAAGUAUAGGAAGUAUUGGAAGCUUUGAUAGGCAGGAUGAGGAGUCUCCAGACCACUCACCUCCUGGUUCCCCUCCACACUUUCCUGAUGAUGACCCAGAAGCUGGCAUCCAGUUUCGGCGGCGUGCUCACACCUUCAGCCAUCCACCUGUGAAGAAGCGCAUUUCCUUCGAGAGUCACCCCUCCUCUCAGAGUAAACACGCCCCUCUGCGCAGACAACAGUCAGUCAACCCUGAGCUGCUGCAGAGCAGUCCUGUGGCUGUCUCAAGAACACGCAGUGUUUCGGAGAGUGACUCUACCUUCAGCCUCCCCACCUCCUUCUCCGCCCCCACUUUCCUGAAAAGCAUUUACCAGGGCUCCCUGAGUUCCCUCAGCUCCCUGGCAGACAGUGGGAGCAACAAGAGCAAUGGCGAAGGGAGGAAGAGGACUUUGUCAGGCUGCAGUACUGACUCCCUGAGCACUCUCCCUCUGACCCCACGUCGCGUCUCCUGGAGGCAGAAGAUCUUCAUGAGAGUGGCGUCUCCCAUGAACAAGCCACCGAUGUCUAUGGAGCACCCAGACCACUCUGACACUUCUGAGCUGCUGCCGCUAUCUCCUUGUGCUCUGGUCUCUGGUCUGGAUCCAUUUGGUCGACUGGAGCCCAUAGGCGGGGACCAUGCUCCUGGAGAGAGGCCCAAGAGGACUGCAGUAGAUUACAGGAUGCUCUGGAAGACUGCCAUUCACCAACAGAUCCUGCUGCUGCGCAUGGAGAAGGAGAACCAGCGCCUCGAAGCAAGCCGUGAUGAGUUGCACAUUCGUAAGAUGAAACUCAACUAUGAGGAGGUGGGCCAGUGUUCAAAGGAUGCUCAGGCAUUGUGGGAGAAGAAACUAUGUGCCCCAGGCAGAACCACAGUCCCACAAGAUAAAGAGGAGAUGUACCGCGCUCUCUGUCAAGGUGUUCCAAAGAGCCGUCGAGGAGAAGUGUGGCUCCUUCUCUCUCAUCAGCACCGACUGCGACACAGACUUCCCCAGCGACAACAAGCCCCUGACACCCCAUAUCGAGAUUUGCUCAAGCAGCUCACAGCACAGCAGCAUGCCAUCCUGGUGGAUCUUGGUCGGACCUUUCCCACCCAUCAGUAUUUUUCCGCUCAGCUUGGUGCUGGACAGCUCUCCCUCUAUAACCUUUUGAAGGCCUACUCUUUGCUGGACACAGAGGUUGGCUAUUGUCAGGGAAUCAGUUUUGUAGCUGGAGUGCUGCUGUUACACAUGAGUGAGGAACAGGCCUUUGACAUGCUAAAGUUCCUCAUGUACGACCUGGGCAUCCGACGCCAGUACAGACCUGACAUGAUCUCUCUGCAGAUUCAGAUGUACCAGCUCUCUAGACUGCUACAUGACUAUCACCGCGGCCUGUACAAUCACUUUGAGGAACAUGAGAUCUGCCCAAGUCUCUACGCUGCUCCGUGGUUUCUGACACUGUUUGCUUCUCAGUUCCCUCUUGGCUUUGUUUCUCGCCUGUUUGAUUUUGUGUUUGCCCAAGGGACUGAGGUGAUCUUUAAAGUCGCCCUGUGCCUUCUAAGUAGCCAUGAGAGUGAAAUAGUCAAGUGCGAUAACUUUGAGAGUAUAGUGGACUAUCUGAAAACUACACUCCCCUCACUCAAUCAGACACAGAUGGAGCAGACCAUAGCAAAGGUGAUGGACAUGGAUAUCUCCAAACAGCUGCAUGCGUAUGAAGUAGAGUACCAUGUUCUGCAGGAUGAGAUGUUAGAUACUGGACCACUUCCUGAUGACUCUGAACGCCUUGACAAACUAGAGAAGACCAACGCACAGCUGAAGAAACAAAACAUGGAUUUACUAGAAAAGCUACAGGCGGCCCGUCAGAAGAUCCAGUCCCUGGAGACCAGCGUGGAUAACUUCCUUUCUCGGGAGAGCAAAAUGAAGCACAUGAUCCGCUCUCUGGAGCAGGAGAGGGCAGCCUACCAGAAGACCAUUGAACGCAUGCGCUCGUGCCUUCCCCCUGACGCCCUGACAGAUGUUGAGAUGACCCAGAUCAAAACAGGACCAAAUGGGAAAGCCAAAACUGCAGCCAAGAAGCCAUGAUGACAACCAUGGGCAGAUGCACACACAGAAGUGAACAAAUAGACAUUGUGUUUGAAAAGACUGCGGGGAUUUUUUACAGCUGUUAAAAUGCUGUACAAGCUUUCACAUGAUGCUUGGAGUGGAGGCCUCCAGGCUGUAUGCUUUAAUUGUAUACGUCAAAAGGUAACAGGAAGAAGAAGAAGAUGUUUUCAGUUACAAUGGCCACAUCAAGCAAACUUUUUUUUUGAAGAGAACCAGGGAAUUUCAAGCCACUACUUAGAAAAAACAUUUUGAAAACAACACUGCCUUGAUGAAUUUUUGUAGCACUACAACAGCAAUGAACAGAAACAAUCUUGUAGACUUCAGGGUCAAUCUCCAGCCAUUACCUAUGUCAACAUGUUUUUAUGACUUUGAAUGUGAGAGCUUAGAUUUAUGAACUAGCUUUAUUUUUCUUCACUUGAAAUAUGUCUAAUCAUUAUUUUGUUUAUUGAAGCAUUACACAUCUGUCAGUUCCAGCCCACACAUUAUCUGAUCUUGUAGUGCUCACCACUGCCUUGUGCACUGUACAUGUGAUUGUACGUGCUGCUUAAAAGGAGGAAGUGUUUCUUCCAGAGCUGGGGCAGGAUGUGAGAUUGUCUGCAGUCUCAGUUUCCUGUGCGACUGACCGCCGUGUCGCCCUGUUUUAGCUUCUUGUUGAGACUCUGAGGCAAAGUUCACACUAUGCAGGAAGCUCCGAUAUAGAGGGAGCAUACACACGUCUGAAGGUGAAAUGAAUGUAAUACAGUACUGUAAAAGCAAAGAUCUUUUUUAAUCUGAAUCUCAAAUAAGCCUGUUGUUAUACAUUUACAAACAGUGGGUUUUGUAUCAAUCAACAUUUCAAGAUAAUGCAUAUCUUCAAUCACUGGUAAUUUUACAGUACUGUGCAAAGUUUUUUGUAUUUAAAAACUACAAAAUGUCAACAAAUCUUAAAGGAGUUAGAUACAGACCAAACUGAAUUUAAUUAAUGCAGUAUUUUCAGUAAAACAAGCAUUAAGCAAAAUAUAGUGUAAGUUGGGCAAUUGUAUCCAUUUUGUGAAAAUAACUCAAGCUUUUGCACAGUACUAUACAUUGCAAUUGUGAGUCUCAGCCUAGCAUAUUUACUGAUGGUUUUGACAGUUCGAGUGAGUUCACAGCUUGUCCCUGGAUGCGUUUUAUGUUAUGGUUCUGUUUGUCUGACUACUGCCAGAAAGGGAAUCAGCCCAGGUUAUACUGUCAUUAGAAGCUAAGUGAUAACUGUCACAGAAAAGCACUCAGUGUCUGUCAGUCGUCCUGUCCUUGAGAUUUGUUUGCACUGGAGUUAUCUGUCAUGGCAGUAUGCUUGGACAUAUACUUUUCUUUAGUAAACUGGGCUUGUCUGAGCAUCCACACAGUGCACAUGCCUCAUUUGGCUACAGCUAAUUGAAGGAGAUACAGCCUGACGUUUGCUGUCAAAGUGAUAUGUUCUUUGGGUAAUUGAGGUGACAUGGCAAACCUUUGCACCAAACUUCUCAUUAAUAAUAUAGAAAAAGGCUUUCCUCUGAACAGCAGGAAUCCUCUCUGUAGAUUUGUUUCUCUCUUAGCACUUGUCAAUGUGUCAAAGGACCGGCUGAAAAACAAAUAUUUCUAAAUUUCAAUAUUUCAUUUGUAGAAAUAUUGAAAUGUAUAAACAAAUAACCAAAGAAGUAUUCAAAAGGAUUCAGAAUAUGUGUCUUGGUUACCACAGUUAAAUUAUGUUAGAGUUAUAAUACGUUCAGUUUCUUUUUCUACGUUUCCCUAUGUUUAAGGCUUUCCGUUCAGCUAUUGCUUUAUAUCAAACAUGGAACUUAAUUGUAAGAGAUGAUUUUCAGUAUUUUGAUUUGAUUGAGAUUUCAAACUCUCAGUUCACGUAACAAUGAAACUGCCUUGACUUGAUUCAAUAAACCUCACCUUUUCUUGUUA
Molecule: messenger RNA, 6304 nt
Organism: Boleophthalmus pectinirostris (great blue-spotted mudskipper)
Lineage: Eukaryota; Metazoa; Chordata; Actinopteri; Gobiiformes; Gobiidae
Gene: tbc1d4
Product: TBC1 domain family, member 4
Exons: 23
Coding region: 590-4369 (1259 amino acids)
Source: RefSeq, a predicted model, not a curated record